This is a messenger RNA of Jaminaea rosea, 1540 nucleotides long. RefSeq lists its product as hypothetical. The transcript has a single exon. The record is from RefSeq and is a predicted model, not a curated record. Bases 297 to 1466 code for a protein of 389 amino acids. Lineage: Eukaryota; Fungi; Basidiomycota; Exobasidiomycetes; Microstromatales.
UCUCGCUCACCGUGGCAUCUUUGGCAUCGCUCGAGCCUCUGUCGCCACCAAACGAUCUGACCCUCUCAUCGCGGCGAACAAGCUGAACAGGCUGAUCCGAGUGACAAGAGCAAAUGAUGGCGCCAUGAUCUCCACGAUCGCUGAGACGAGUCACGAAGGCAAAGCAAAGACUCGGGAUCGACGGAGGCAAAUGAGAGGGCGCAACGGUCUUAAAUGAGUGAAGACAGCAGUGCCCACUGUCGCUCAGAGUAGUCUCGUGUCAAGUAUCCCAUCCUCCUACGUCUACAUCAUCUGCGAUGUCCUACGGUAGCUCGUACCGCCCUUCUUCGUCGUGGGGUGAUCCUACAGCUCGCCCACCCAGCUACGUGAGCCUGAGGCAGGAGCUAGCCAAGCGCAAUGGCACCGUCCACUUCCAGCCGCUGAGCUCGUCGAUGGCGGCAGGCCCCUCUUACACGGCUCUUCAACGCCCCGAGGAGGAGCGACGCGGUCGAUCCCGCGAGGUCCGCCAUCUCUGGGCUUGCUCGUCCUCGAGCCAAGUCCAAGCUGAUCUUGCCAAGGAACGCAGAGGCUCGUCCACAGAGACGGCCCGCCUCCCGAAGUCUGACGGUCCGGAGCAAUCUAAAGAGGAGGUAGUCAGCUCUAGCACCCUCUUCGAGCAUUAUGACGGCAAUACAUCCGGCAUGCCUAUCUUAUCUCGGCCCCCACGCCAUCUAGGCACGCCAACGCCACUCGAGCUGCAAUCCAGUUAUGCGCAGCCAGCGGGAAGGCAGGAUGAUGACAACAGCUACCUCGCACCAUGGAUCUCGUCGGCGCUGCACGAAAAGUCAGGCUAUUCCUCUGGGACGCGUGUGCUCUACACUCGCGCUCAGCUGCCUGAGAUCGAUGAAGCCAGUCGUCACCUGUGGACUGCGCUUCACCAAUUCAACACAACGUCCGCGCACUACUUGAGCAAUUGGAAGUUACUGCAGGGAGUGAGAGCCACAGAAGCGCCUCAUCCUCUGUCGGUCGGCGUCACAGACAGAUCAAAGUGCCCAUUCGUCGCCGACCAAGCUUCUGACGUCUCCCUCCUCACAUCUUCCUUCAAUUGGUCAUCGCUGUCGCUGCCAAAACACAUCAAAGGCACUUGGUACGGGGUCCUCUUCCUCUCUCGCCGUCGUUCGGGUUCAGAGUCUAUCAAUCUGUACGAGGCAGACCGUCUCUCCCACGAAGAAGCGGUACGAAGUGGCGGGCUUCUUGCAUACUGGUACGGGGAGCCGGAUGAGGAGACCGGCGACAACCUUGCAACGUGCAUUUGGACGGAUCGAGAGAGUGCUGUGAGAGCUUCGAAGCUGCCUAGACAUCGCCAGGCGGUGAGGCAUGCGGGACGAGCGUAUGAGGAAUUCAGGUUGGGCAGGUAUAAGGUGGUUAAGAAGGCGGGGGAGCGCAACGUUACUGUUGAGAAGUGGCGGAUAGAUGACGAGGAGUGAUGGCGCUUGCGGCGAAACAAUACCAGAAACAGAGUGUACAUCCCAGAUGAACGUCUCAAUGUAACAGUCGUAGC